AUGGCUUGCACCAUCGUUGAAUCAGUUUCGAGUUCUAUCCAAUAUACACGAGAAACAAUGCCCGGUGCGCAAUAUUACGAUGGUAAGAAGUUAAAUAUCCCAAUAUCAAAAGAGGCCGGAAUUGAACUAAUUGAACGAUGGACUCAUCAGGGGAUCAGCAGUAUCAUGGCUUGUAUUGCCACUCAACAGUCAGUUUUUCAUAUGACCUGCAAUCUCAUGCAAAGAGGAAAUUGUUUCUUCUUGGAAGUUUGA
This is a messenger RNA of Loa loa (African eye worm), 252 nucleotides long. RefSeq lists its product as hypothetical. NCBI's taxonomy places the organism in Eukaryota, Metazoa, Nematoda, Chromadorea, Rhabditida, Onchocercidae. The coding region runs from base 1 to 252 and encodes 83 amino acids. The record is from RefSeq and is a predicted model, not a curated record. The transcript has 2 exons.